AUGUCUGUAGCUAUCAGAAAGAGAAGCUGGGAAGAACAUGUGACCCAAUGGAUGGGGCAGCCUUUUAAUUCUGAUGAUUGUAACCCAGCAUGCCAUCAUGGACUAGUAGCUGACAGCUCCCAGGCAAGUAUGGAAAAAGAUGCAACUUUAAAUGUGGAUCGCAAAGAGAAGUGUGUUUCACUGCCAGACUGCUGCCAUGGCUCAGAGCUGAGAGACUUUCCUGGGAGGCCAAUGGGUCACAUUUCAAAGGAGGUGGAUGAAAAUGACAGCCCCGAAGGUGAAGAUCAGUUUCUUUCUCUGGAGGCCAGCACGGAAACACUAGUGCACGUGUCUGAUGAGGAUACCGAUCCCGAUCCCUAUAUUACAGAUGAUAAACAAAUUUUAACUACGCAAGGACAUAAGAUAUCAGACCAACAUACUAUCAGAGGAGCAGGCUCCUUAGUAAAGACACUGCCCAUCAUGGAAGGUAACCAAAGUAACUCCUGGGGAAUGGCUGGUGGAGCUGACUUGGCACUGGUAGAAGAAAAGAGGGGGAAAAAACCUGUUGACACUACAAGUAAAAGCCUGGAGCUUUGUAAUGAUAUAAGCUUAAGUGAAGUAAAAGAUGCAUCCCAAACAAAUGCAUGUGACUCUUCACAUGUGAAAGAUAUUGUGCCUGAGAAGCAAUUGCUUAAUUCAGCUGUAAUUGCUCAGCAACGAAGAAAACUUGACUUCCCUAAAGAUGAACAUGAAAGAAACACCUGCGGUGUAGUACAGGAUGAGUUCUUGGCUAUUCCUCACAAGGGCAGAGGACUGCCAUUAUUAAAAGCAGAUUCUGGAAGCUGCCUUCUACAACCUCCUUCCUGCCCUGAUGGAAUGUCAGCUGAAAAUGGCCUAGAGAAGAGUGGUUUGUUAGAACAUCAAAACAAAUGUCUUCCAAAGGUCAACUCAGAAGAUGGCAUGCAGUGUUUACACUUAAAGGAGACUCUGGCCACCCAGGAACCCACAGAUAAUCCGGUCAGACUUCGCAAAAGAAAGGAAAUAAGAGAAGAUCGAGAUAGGGCGCGGCUAGACUCCAUGGUGCUGCUAAUUAUGAAACUGGACCAACUUGAUCAGGACAUUGAGAAUGCCCUCAGCACCAGCUCCUCUCCAUCCGGCACACCAACAAACCUGCGGCGGCACGUUCCUGAUCUGGAGUCAGGAUCUGAAAGUGGAGCGGACGCCAUUUCAAUGAAUCAGGCGCCAACAAAUUUGUCUUCUAACACCGAAUCCAGUGACCCACCAUCUUCCACCCCAGUGGCCAGUUUUGGAACCAAACCCAAGUCUACGGCUAUUCCAGGUAUUUCAGAGAAGGAAACGGCUGAAAUUGAAGCCAAGGAAGCUUGUGAUUGGCUACGGGCAACAGGUUUCCCCCAGUACGCACAGCUUUAUGAAGAUCUUCUGUUCCCCAUUGAUAUUUCCUUGGUCAAGAGAGAGCAUGAUUUUUUGGACAGAGAUGCCAUUGAGGCUUUAUGCAGGCGUCUAAAUACUUUAAACAAAUGUGCGGUGAUGAAGCUGGAAAUUAGUCCUCAUCGGAAGAGAAGUGAGGAUUCGGACGAGGAUGAGCCCUGUGCAAUAAGCGGCAAAUGGACUUUCCAGAGGGACAGCAAGAGGUGGUCCCGGCUGGAAGAGUUUGAUGUCUUUUCUUCAAAGCAGGACGCAGCCCCCGGGGCCCCCGACGAUGCCCACCUGAAGAACGCGGCGAGCCAUGAAAGCAUGCUGACGGACCUCAGCGAGCGCCAGGAGGUGGCCUCCGUCCGCAGCCUCAGCAGCACCGGCAGCCUCCCGGUGCACGCGCCUCACACCGGGGACGCGGCGACGCCCCGCACGAACUCCGUCAUCAGCGUGUGCUCCUCCGGCAACUUCGUGGGCAAUGACGACUCUUUCUGCAGCCUGCCCUCCCCCAAGGAACUGUCCAGCUUCAGCUUCAGCAUGAAAGGCCACGAGAAGAACGCCAAGUCCAAGACGCGCAGCCUGCUGAAACGCAUGGAGAGCCUGAAGCUCAAGGGCUCGCACCACGGCAAGCACAAGGCGCCUUCCAAGCUGGGGCUGAUCAUCAGCGGGCCCAUCCUGCAGGAGGGGAUGGACGAGGAGAAGCUGAAGCAGCUGAACUGCGUGGAGAUCUCCGCGCUCAACGGCAACCACAUCAACGUGCCCGCGGUUCGCAAGCGGAGCGUUUCCAACUCCACGCAGACCAGCAGCAGCAGCAGCCAGUCGGAGACCAGCAGCGCCGUGAGCACGCCCAGCCCGGUCACCAGGACCCGGAGCCUCAGCGCCUGCAACAAGCGGGUGGGCAUGUACCUGGAGGGCUUCGAUCCAUUCAAUCAGUCCACGUUCAACAACGUUAUGGAACAGAACUUCAAGAACCGCGAGACCUAUCCAGAGGACGCAGUGUUCUACAUCCCGGAAGAUCACAAGCCCGGCACCUUCCCCAAGGCGCUCUCCAAUGGCAGUUUCUCUCCAUCAGGGAAGAACAGCUCCGUCAACUGGAGGACUGGAAGCUUCCACGGCCCGGGCCACAUCAGCCUGCGGAGGGACAACGGCAGCGACGGCCCCAAGGAGCUUAAGCGACGCAAUUCGUCCAGCUCCAUGAGCAGCCGCCUGAGUAUCUAUGACAACGUGCCUGGCUCCAUCCUGUACUCCAGUUCGGGUGACCUGGCCGACCUGGAGAAUGAGGACAUCUUCCCCGAGCUGGAUGACAUCCUCUACCACGUGAAGGGGAUGCAGAGGAUAGUCAACCAGUGGUCGGAGAAGUUUUCAGACGAGGGAGACUCUGACUCAGCCCUGGACUCGGUCUCUCCGUGCCCGUCGUCUCCCAAACAGAUACACCUGGAUGUGGACAACGACCGAGCCACACCCAGUGACCUGGACAGUACCGGCAACUCACUGAAUGAGCCGGAAGAGCCCUCCGACAUCCCGGAAAGGAGGGAUUCUGGGGUUGGGGCCUCUCUGACAAGGUCCAAUAGGCACAGACUGCGAUGGCACAGUUUCCAGAGCUCCCAUCGGCCAAGCUUAAACUCUGUGUCGCUGCAGAUUAACUGCCAGUCUGUGGCCCAGAUGAACCUGCUGCAGAAGUACUCGCUCCUAAAGUUAACCGCCCUGCUAGAGAAGUACACGCCUUCGAAUAAGCAUGGUUUUAGCUGGGCUGUGCCCAAGUUCAUGAAAAGGAUCAAGGUUCCAGACUAUAAGGACCGGAAUGUGUUCGGGGUCCCUCUGACGGUCAAUGUGCAGCGCACAGGACAGCCUCUGCCCCAGAGCAUUCAGCAGGCCAUGCGCUACCUCCGCAACCACUGUUUGGAUCAGGUUGGGCUCUUCAGAAAGUCGGGUGUCAAGUCCCGGAUUCAGGCUCUGCGCCAGAUGAAUGAAAGUGCCAUAGAUUGUGUCAGCUAUGAGGGACAGUCUGCUUAUGAUGUAGCAGACAUGUUGAAGCAGUAUUUUCGAGACCUUCCUGAGCCACUAAUGACGAACAAACUCUCGGAAACCUUUCUACAGAUCUACCAGUGUGUGCCCAAGGACCAGCGCCUCCAGGCGAUCAAGGCCGCCAUUAUGCUCCUGCCUGAUGAGAACCGGGAGGUUCUACAGACGCUCCUUUAUUUCUUGAGCGAUGUCACGGCCGCCGUCAAAGAAAACCAGAUGACCCCCACCAACCUGGCUGUGUGCCUAGCGCCCUCCCUUUUCCACCUCAACACCCUGAAGAGAGAGAAUUCUUCUCCAAGGGUGAUGCAAAGGAAACAAAGCUUGGGUAAACCAGAUCAGAAGGAUUUGAAUGAAAACCUCGCUGCCACGCAGGGGCUGGCCCAUAUGAUUGCCGAGUGCAAGAAGCUCUUCCAGGUUCCCGAGGAAAUGAGUCGAUGUCGGAAUUCCUACACAGAACAGGAGCUGAAGCCCCUCACUCUAGAAGCACUGGGACGCCUGCGUAACGACGAGUCGGCUGACUACCAGCACUUCCUCCAGGACUGUGUGGAUAGCCUGUUUAAAGAAGUCAAGGAGAAGUUUAAAGGCUGGGUCAGCUACUCCACAUCAGAGCAGGCUGAACUGUCCUAUAAGAAAGUGAGCGAAGGACCGCCUCUGAGGCUUUGGAGGUCAACCAUCGAAAUCCCUGCUAUGCCUGAGGAGAUCUUAAAGCGCCUACUUAAAGAGCAGCACCUCUGGGAUGUAGACCUGUUGGAUUCAAAAGUGAUUGAAAUCCUAGACAGCCAAACUGAAAUUUACCAGUAUGUCCAAAACAGUAUGGCGCCCCACCCUGCCCGGGACUACGUUGUUUUGAGAACAUGGAGGACUAAUUUACCUAAGGGGGCAUGUGCCCUUUUACUCACCUCUGUGGAUCACGACCGGGCACCUGUGGUGGGGGUGAGAGUCAAUGUGCUCCUGUCCAGGUAUCUGAUCGAACCCUGCGGGUCAGGGAAAUCCAAACUCACCUACAUGUGCAGAGCCGACUUAAGGGGCCACAUGCCAGAGUGGUACACAAAAUCUUUCGGACAUUUGUGUGCAGCUGAAGUUGUGAAGAUCCGAGACUCUUUCAAUAAUCAGAACACUGAAACCAAAGACCCCAAAUCUAGGUGA
This is a messenger RNA of Puma concolor (puma), 4581 nucleotides long. It is a transcript of the gene DLC1, whose product is annotated as DLC1 Rho GTPase activating protein. Gene Ontology annotation, biological process: signal transduction; actin cytoskeleton organization; regulation of Rho protein signal transduction. The record is from RefSeq and is a predicted model, not a curated record. Lineage: Eukaryota; Metazoa; Chordata; Mammalia; Carnivora; Felidae. Gene Ontology annotation, cellular component: focal adhesion; membrane raft. Gene Ontology annotation, molecular function: GTPase activator activity; lipid binding; protein binding.